This is a messenger RNA of Diabrotica virgifera virgifera (western corn rootworm), 1725 nucleotides long. Its product is annotated as sulfotransferase 1E1-like. Gene Ontology annotation, biological process: sulfation. Gene Ontology annotation, cellular component: cytoplasm. The transcript has 7 exons. Lineage: Eukaryota; Metazoa; Arthropoda; Insecta; Coleoptera; Chrysomelidae. The record is from RefSeq and is a predicted model, not a curated record. Gene Ontology annotation, molecular function: sulfotransferase activity. Bases 107 to 1198 code for a protein of 363 amino acids.
AAUUUACAUAGUUUCAGACGAAACUUCUUAUUGUCUUAAAGUCGAGAAACAGCGGACAGUAAAUUGGUGAAAUUGAUCUUGUCAACUUUUGUUGCAGGCGCAUAAUAUGGCUCCCACACCGACUUACAUCGAGAGCGUAGCUAAUAACAACAAUAACAAUGAAAGCGAGAGCAAGGUUAAGCUUUUUCCAUACAAAAUUCAACCGAUUGAGGAAAAUCUUAGGAAAAAAUUGUUAGCUGUAUUCACAGGAGAGAAAACCAAAUAUCUGCAAGUAGGUCCGAAGAAAUGGUUGUACCCCAGCGGUUACGAGAAACAAGCACAUGAUUUCUAUAAUUUCGUUGCAAGGCCAAGCGAUGUUUUUAUCGUAACGUUUCCUAGGUCAGGGACAACCUGGACUCAAGAAAUGAUUUGGUUGUUAGCUAAUAAUUUAAAUUAUGAGAAAGCAAGUCAAGUGAAUUUAAGACAGCGGUUUCCAUUUUUGGAAUUUAGUAGCUUUUUGCAUCCUGAAAUGAAAGCUAUAUUGUUAAAAGAAAAUCAGCAUGAUUGGGAAAAGUGUCAAAUAAUUCAAGGCUUGGACCGUGGGAUAAUAGAAAAUUUAAACAAUAUGAAGGAGAGAAGAUUUAUUAAAACUCACAAUCCUUUUAGUCUGAUGCCACCCAAUCUAUUGGACGUAGGUUGUAAGGUCAUAUACGUUGCAAGAAAUCCCAAAGAUGUGGCAGUUUCUUAUUACCACUUAGCUAAAACCUAUAGGACUUUUUGUUAUGUUGGAGAUUUUCCACAGUUUUGGAGAUACUUUCAGGACGGACUUGUUCCAUGGGCGCCAUAUUGGGAACACCUUAAGGAAGGUUGGAAUAGAAGGCACGAAGAAAAUAUGCUGUUCCUCUUUUAUGAAGAUUUGAAAAAGAACCUACGACCUAGUUUAAAGAAGCUAUCUUCAUUUUUGGACCAGAGUUAUUCAGAAGAGGAGUACGAGAUCCUGGAAGACUAUUUGAGUAUAGACAACUUCAGAAAUAACAAAGCAGUAAACGCCGACGAGGACAAAGACAUAGGACUGAUCAGCGAUGUUGAAGCAGGCUUCAUAAGAAAAGGUGUUGUUGGAGGAUGGAGCCCAUACUUUGAUGAUGAACUAAAUGCCGAAGCUGAUAGGUGGAUAGAAGAGAAUUUGAAAACAUUUGAUUUAAGGUUUCCUAAUAAAUGAAGUACAAGCAAACAUAUUAAUAAGGACUGAAAGUUUAAUGCAUAAGAAUAGGAAUAAUUUGUAUUAAUAAUACCUAUUUUCGGAGCUCUAGUACCGAAAUUCCUGGAUUUCGUAACGUUUAAACAGUGUUUGGUCCGUUUGGUCCUUCAUGUGGCAUUAUAUUAAAAGCAGUUGUCUACAACUGCCAUAUUGCCAUAUUGAAAUGAGAAUUGAGCUAAAAACAGACUAAAUUGUUCCUGGUAUAAUAUGCUUCCAUGGUGUAGACUCUCUUCAUGACAUUGACUUGUUCAAAUUCUUUCGAUAACCAUUCAGCUCUAAACUAACAACAGGUAUUUUUUUACCACAAAAAAAAGUUACAUGACGAUUUAGGAGAACUCUAACAGUUUUUUUACGAUAAACGAUAGUACGUAUUACUGAUCCUUAAAUUAAAUACUCAAAACUGUUUUCUUUAUGUUUCUUUAAGUUCCUAUAUAUACAUAUAUGUUUUGUGUAACCUCAUAAAUCUCAUACUGUUUUUGUUAUUAUUA